GUCCUACUUCCCGAGAGCCUCUAGCUCGCAUUUGUGUGCUGAGCGAAAAUACUAUUGGGGAAGUAAACACGACAAAAAAAUGGCCUUCCAGAGGAAUGGGACCUAAUCUAUACAUUCAAACGAGAUAUGAAGACUUAAUGUAAACAAUUAGUGCUACGUUUUCUUGAUUACUUACAUUGUAGAUGGUAUCCAGUGAGCUGUAUCUGGCAGUGGAAGACGACUACUUGGCGAAUAAUAUGAAGGAGAUGAUUGGAGGCUGCUGCGUUUGCUCAGAUGAGAGAGGCUGGGCCGAAAAUCCUCUGGUUUAUUGUGACGGUCAUGGUUGUAACGUCGCUGUGCAUCAAGCGUGCUAUGGAAUUGUGCAAGUCCCUACGGGUCCUUGGUUCUGCAGGAAGUGUGAAUCCCAGGAGAGAGCUGCCAGGGUGAGGUGCGAGCUGUGUCCGCACAAAGACGGAGCCCUGAAACGCACGGACAAUGGAGGCUGGGCACACGUGGUCUGUGCUCUGUACAUCCCAGAGGUGGAGUUUGCCAACGUGUCCACCAUGGAGCCCAUCGUGCUGGCGUCCGUCCCCCACGAUCGCUACAACAAGACGUGCUACAUCUGCGAGGAGCAGGGCCGAGAGAGCAAAGCUGCCACUGGGGCCUGCAUGACCUGCAACAAACAUGGCUGCCGCCAGGCCUUCCACGUCACAUGUGCCCAGUUUGCUGGACUGCUGUGCGAAGAGCAGGGCUCUGACGCCGAUAACGUCAAGUACUGCGGCUACUGCAAGUACCACUACAGCAAACUGAGGAGGAGCAGAGGCCGUGGUAGUAGGGCUCAAAGCUUAAGCGAUUCCUCCUCUCACUCUUUGGAUAAACACCAUGACCAGGACAAGAAGAAACACAAAGAACGAGACCGCCACAAACCAAAGCACAAGAAAUCUCUGGAGCUCUCCCCCUCACUUGUCCAGGGUCAUCUCAUGGUCACUUCUGAGAAGAGCUACAACAGUGGCAGCAGCAGUGCAGGUCCGGUGUCAUCCAUGUCGGGACCCGUGCAGAAGCGCAUGGAAGACAGCAGCGCCCGUUUCACCACCGCCAACUUCCAGGAAGUGUCCACCCACGCGGGGGCCGGGGGCAAGGAGGGCACAGGCACGGGCAUGGGUACGGGCCCAGGGGCAGACGUGAAGGCUGCCGAAGGGAAGAACAAGAAGGCCAACAGCCACUGUCCCGCGCAGAGGGGGCGGAAGUCGGCGGCGGGGAAACCUCUCGUUGCCGUGGUGACCGCUCCCGCGUCCUCGACGUCGUCCUGCAUCCAGUUCCAGCAGAACUCCCACCGAUACGGGCACCUCGCCACGCUACACCACGCCACGCUACACCACGCCACGCUACACCUCGCCACGCUACACCUCGCCACGCCACGCUACACCGCCACGCCACACCUCGCCACGCUACACCUCGCCCGCUACACCACGCCACGCCACGCUACACCGCCACGCUACACCGCCCGCUACACCACGCCACGCCACACCACGCCACGCUACACCGCCCGCUACACCUCGCCCGCUACACCACGCCACGCCCGCCACGCUACACCGCCACGCUACACCGCCACGCUACACCUCGCCCGCUACACCACGCCCGCCACGCUACACCACGCCACGCUACACCACGCCACGCCACGCUACACCGCCACGCUACACCGCCACGCUACACCUCGCCACGCUACACCACGCCACACCACGCCACCACAGCUGUGGGGCUUACGGGGCCUUACGGCCACCUCUCCGCACCUCGCGCUGCUCCUCUCAUCUCUCGCCCAAACGUUUGGGCCCUGGCCAGACCCAGAGUUUUAUCAGCACGGCUACUCCCAAGGAGUGGAGUCCUUGAUCUCACGCGGUGUUCCCCUAUUCUGCUACACCUCGCCACGCUACACCUCGCCACGCUACACCUCGCCACGCUACACCACGCCACGCUACACCUCGCCACGCUACACCACGCCACGCCACACCACCACCACGCCACGCCACGCCACCCCCGCCACACUCUCCACCAGCGUCAUGGCCGCCAGGGGCAGCAGCAACGGAAGCGCGGGAGGGGGCGGGGCAGGAGGAGGCGGCUUGGGCAUCGGGGAGAGCCUGGGCAUCCAGAAGUCCCCAUCUCUUCUCAGGAACGGAAGUUUACAGGGCCUAGGGGUCAACUCUGCGCCCGGCGCACCAGGUGCCUUCCCCAGCGGUGAUGUAACAGGUCCGGUGUCCGGUGGGUCGGAGUUAGCACCUCAGCAGCAGCAGCAGCAGCAGCAGCAGCAGCAGGUCCUCACCUCUCUGGCCCCGCCUGCCCCCUUCAGCUCCACGCCUGCUACUGCAGCCAGCACCGCCAACACACACGCAAAUCCGUUAGCUGGCUCCUCCUUUAACCUGGCCCCGGCACACAUGUUUGGAAACCGCCUGAACCCCAACUCCACCAUGGCAGCUCUUAUCGCUCAGUCUGAGAGCACAGAGCCGGAGCUGGAAGAUGGUGGCCAUGGCUUCCCCAGAAGAGGAGCGUCACCCAAGGCAAACCUCUCGCCACGGUCUCCUCCGGGGAGUGGCCUGCACAUCCGCUAUGACCCGUCGUCAGGCUCGGUGGGUGCGGGUCCGGCUGACUCAGUGCUGCCCCCAGUGGCCACCAGCCUGCAGCAGCUGCUGGAGCGGCAGUGGAGCGACGGACAGCAGUUCCUACUACAACAUGGAGCUCAGGGAGACGUGGUUGGGAUGCUGAAGUCUCUGCACCAGUUGCAGCAGGAGAACAGGCGGCUGGAGGAGCAGAUCAAGAGCCUGACCAUGAGGAAGGAGCGUCUGCAACUACUCAGCGCUCAGCUGGCCGUGCCCUUCACUUCCAGCAGCCCCUCUGGACACGGCACACACACACACCCCAACCACGCACACGCAGAUCUGCUGAGCGGCAGCAAGAGCAUUCAGCUGGGAGGAGGCGUUCUUACAGAUCCCACCCACACUUCUCAGGACUCUCUCCCCGGUGGCCAUGGUAACAGCAGCAGUGGGGGCAGCACCUCGUCUCUGUCCAUGCCGUCCCGUAGGGGGGUGGGCAUGGGUCUGAUGGUGAGGGGCAUCAUGGCGCUGACGUGGUGGCUCUCCAGCGGCGUCAUCCGCCCUCGCCCGGCCCUCGGCCAGACUGCCAGCCCCCUCCAGCAGCACGCCACGUCGGUGGUCACCAGUGGAGCCAUGCCCAUCAGCAGCAGUGCGACGCGUCUGGGCCAGAUCACUGAGCAGCAGAGGCAGUUCCUUCUACAGCAACAGCAGCAGAUCCAACACCUCCUUACCUCCCCACAGACCACUCAGGAGCAGCAGCAAGUCCUGCUGUAUCAGCUAAUGCAGCAGCAGCAGCAUCAGCAGCAGCAUCAGCAUCAUCUCCAGCAGCAGCAUCAGCAGCAGCAUCAGCAUCAUCUCCAACAGCAACAGCAGCAGCAGCAUCAGGACCUCCAGCAGAUGCAGCAACUCUCCUCUUCCUCCUCCUCCACCUCCUCCUCCUCCAUCCAGCUGCACCCCCUCAGCGGCCUGCUGCCCUCUGCCCACGGGGGCCCCUCUGCCAACCCCUUCCUGGCCAUGCACUCGGACACUGCUGCAGCCGCCACCGCACAGAAGAACGCCAGGUUAUCAGAGAAGGCGGUGUCUGUGUCGGGUCAGGAGAAGACCUGACGUGGCUGGUCUGGUCUGCCUGUAGGACAGCACUUCACCCCACCAACCUCUCUCUCUCAGGGGCCUCGCCAGAUCCGCACCACAACCAGAACCAGAACCAGGACCAGGACGCACUCUCCACCACCGCACCACCCUCACCCGCACAAAAACACCACCCAAACCCAGUACAAAACACCAACCGCCACCCUCACCCACACCACACAACCCCACACAACCCCACCCCACAGAACACCACACCACCUCACCACCAGGCGUUCCACACGACGCCAACACGCUCAUGACACGAA
Messenger RNA from Alosa alosa (allis shad), 3958 nucleotides. It is a transcript of the gene mllt10, whose product is annotated as MLLT10 histone lysine methyltransferase DOT1L cofactor. Lineage: Eukaryota; Metazoa; Chordata; Actinopteri; Clupeiformes; Clupeidae. Gene Ontology annotation, cellular component: nucleus. The record is from RefSeq and is a predicted model, not a curated record. Gene Ontology annotation, molecular function: histone binding; nucleosome binding. Bases 183 to 3671 code for a protein of 1162 amino acids. Gene Ontology annotation, biological process: regulation of transcription by RNA polymerase II. The transcript is spliced from 24 exons.